GUAAGUGAAGUUUUGUUUAUACGUAUAGGGUAUUGUGAGAUGUGUAAAACACUUAAAGCUUUCAGCGUUCGUGCAUUGCGAGCUAUUUUUUUUGAUCUUGAUGGGACUUUAGUCAAUACGGAUGUAUUGCAUUACGAAAUAUUUUCAUCUCUAUUAAAAAAAAAAUAUGACAAAAAAUUGACAGUAGAAGACUAUAAAAAAGACAUCAGCGGGAAACACAACAAAGAUAUCGUAUCUUUUAUACUUCCGGAUGUUGAUAAAGAAGAAGCUAAAAGUUUUAUAGAGUUGAAGGAAUCUUUAUUUAGAAAUAAAUUGGAUAAACUUCAACCUCUUCCUGGUUUAAAACUUUUUUUAGAAGCAGCGAGAAACAAGAAUAUCGCCAUGGCUUGUGUAACAAACGCACCAAGAAAAAAUGCGGAAACUUUACUACAAAUUUUAACAGUAGCAGACUACUUUGAUCUGCUAGUGAUCGGAGAUGAGCUAAAGUUUGCUAAGCCUCAUCCCUUGCCCUACCUUUCCGCUUUAAGCCACUUCCAGCUUGAAGCGGAGGAAGCCCUAGUGUUUGAGGAUUCUCCCUCCGGGAUUAAAGCAGCUAUUGCAGCUCAAAUUACUACUAUCGGGGUAGCAACAAGCCUCGACGAAGAAGCAUUAAUGAAAUUAGGUGUGUCAUUCGCUAUCAAGGACUACACAGACUUCAGACUAUAUAAACUACUAGAAUAAACGCAGAGC
Zophobas morio is the source of this 729-nucleotide messenger RNA. RefSeq lists its product as uncharacterized. The transcript is spliced from 7 exons. The coding region runs from base 40 to 720 and encodes 226 amino acids. The record is from RefSeq and is a predicted model, not a curated record. NCBI's taxonomy places the organism in Eukaryota, Metazoa, Arthropoda, Insecta, Coleoptera, Tenebrionidae.